UCGACUCGAGAUCUUUUGCUCGUGCGACCUGCGGUGCGAAUUCGAAAUAUCCCAAGACGCUCGCUUCUUCUGCUCGGCUCGGAAGGCCAAAGCCGUCGGCCGGAGCCAUCGCCCAUGGCGACUGCGAGCUCCCUCCCGCCCAACGGCGCCGCCGUCAAGGGACCCUACCCCGGUCGCCUCACUUCCGUGUACAGCGACGUGCAGACCAGCCGACUCAACCAUUCCCUCCCUCUCCCCUCCAUCCUCAAGGCCCCUUUCGAGCUCUGCGAUGGCCCUCGUAGCUCUGCCGCCGGAAACCCAGACGAGAUUGCGAAGCUAUUUCCUAAUUUAUUUGGUCAGCCGUCGGCAAAGCUAGUGCCGGCUGGCUCGGGUCCUUCAGAUUUGCCCGGGAGUCUGAAGAUUGGGGUUGUGCUGUCCGGCGGCCAGGCUCCAGGUGGACACAAUGUGAUAUCUGGGAUAUUCGAUUACUUACAGGAUAGGACGAAAGGUAGCAUCCUGUAUGGAUUUAGGGGGGGACCGGCAGGUAUUAUGAAGCGCAAGUACGUGGAGCUGACUCAUGAUUUUGUCUAUCCUUACAGAAACCAGGGUGGAUUUGACAUGAUCUGCAGUGGAAGGGACAAGAUUGAAACUCCAGAGCAGUUCAAGCAAGCUGAAGAUACUGUGACAGAACUUGAUUUGGAUGGACUUGUUGUUAUUGGUGGUGAUGACUCCAAUACUAAUGCAUGCCUGCUUGCUGAAAAUUUUAGGCAAAAGAAAAUGAAAACUCAGCUGAUUGGAUGCCCCAAAACAAUUGAUGGAGAUCUCAAAUGCAAGGAAGUUCCUACAAGUUUUGGAUUUGAUACUGCAUGCAAGAUCUACUCUGAAAUGAUUGGAAAUGUAAUGAUAGAUGCGCGUUCAACUGGCAAAUAUUACCAUUUUGUGAGGUUGAUGGGUCGUGCUGCUUCUCAUAUAACAUUGGAAUGUGCUUUGCAAACACAUCCUAACAUUGCCAUCAUUGGUGAAGAGGUGGCUGCUAAGAAGCAAACACUUAAGAAUGUUACAGAUUACAUUACUGACAUUAUCUGCAAGCGUGCAGAACUUGGCUACAAUUAUGGUGUCGUACUUAUUCCUGAAGGACUGAUUGACUUUAUUCCUGAGGUCCAACAACUUAUUGCUGAACUAAAUGAAAUCCUAGCUCAUGAUGUAGUUGAUGCUGAGGGGUUGUGGAAAACCAAACUUCAACAACAAUCAAAAGUUCUCUUUGAAUUCCUGCCCCAGGCAAUCCAAGAUCAACUUUUGCUGGAAAGAGAUCCACAUGGAAAUGUACAGGUUGCCAAAAUUGAAACUGAAAAAAUGCUCAUCUCCAUGGUUGAAACAGAGUUGCAGAAUAGAAAAUUGGAGGGUAAAUAUGCUGGAAAUUUUAAAGGACAGUCCCACUUUUUUGGAUAUGAAGGAAGAUGUGGCUUGCCAACAAAUUUUGAUGCCAACUACUGCUAUGCACUGGGGUAUGCUGCAGGAGCUCUGCUACAUUCAGGAAAGACAGGGCUCAUUUCCUCGGUUGGUAACUUAAGUGCUCCUGUUGAUGAAUGGACUGUUGGUGGAACUGCAUUGACUUCAUUGAUGGAUGUAGAGAGGAGACAUGGUAAAUUCAAGCCAGUGAUCAAGAAGGCUAUGGUGGAACUGGAUGGUGGCCCAUUUAGCAAGUUUGCAUCAAUGCGAGAUGAGUGGGCUAUCAAGAACAGAUACAUCAGCCCCGGACCAGUUCAAUUUAUUGGUCCAGGAUCAAACGAUGUUAACCACACCCUGCUCUUGGAACUGGGAGCCUGGGCUUAAUUGUCUGAAGCUGCCUUUGAAAUUAAUGUUAACCCCAAGAGUGGGGAACACAAACAAGGUGAUAGCUACGUGAAACUUGAGAUCUUUGAGAAAGCAUUUCCAUCGUACCCUCCAAUUGUCGUUGACAUAUAGCUUGAGCAGAAGGCAAUAACAGUUGACCUUUUCCUACCUAACAUGGUCAGACUAAUUGGGUCAAACAGUUUGUGUCAAAUCAUGCCAUCUACUUCAUUGCAUGUUUUGCCAAUUCAACCAGCCCUGUUCCUUCUGUAGAUCUUGUGUUUUCUGUUUUUCCUUUUUUAAUUUGCUUGAUAUUUAGUUAUCGUUGUAUCUUGUGUCUUUUUGAGAUACCAUUGUUGAUCAUUCUAGCUUUCUUGUGUCCAAAAAUAUUUUUUUUUA
Messenger RNA from Zingiber officinale, 2208 nucleotides. Its product is annotated as pyrophosphate--fructose 6-phosphate 1-phosphotransferase subunit beta-like. The record is from RefSeq and is a predicted model, not a curated record. The transcript is spliced from 17 exons. Gene Ontology annotation, molecular function: diphosphate-fructose-6-phosphate 1-phosphotransferase activity; ATP binding; 6-phosphofructokinase activity. Lineage: Eukaryota; Viridiplantae; Streptophyta; Magnoliopsida; Zingiberales; Zingiberaceae. Gene Ontology annotation, cellular component: cytosol. Bases 115 to 1812 code for a protein of 565 amino acids. Gene Ontology annotation, biological process: response to glucose; glycolytic process; photosynthesis.